GCGGUCCCUCUCCAGCCCCGCCAGAGCCAAUCCGCGGCGGGGUGUAAAGUAGGGCAAGCCGCUUCCUGGUUCAAGGAGGAGCUGCCUGGAGUUGGAAUGGGCCAGCGGAGUCAGAGAGGGGGGAGAACAGCCCAGCGAGCCGGCGGUCUGCAAAGAGAGAGCCAAGGCAGGGGGGUAUAAACGCCGGCAGAGAGACAAGAAGAGGCGGAUAUUACAGAGAACUCCCGGGCGAUACGUGGUUCGUCAGAGGGACUGGUGUGAGAUUUUGGACAGUGCCGAGAGAGCGGUGAACCCCGGGGAGCGAGAGGGGUGGGAGUGGUGGUGGUGGGAGUGAAUCCAGGAAGUACAGAAGCCGGUCAGGUGGGACGCGACGAGAUAACAUAGGUGACACCGGCGCACAGCUUUGUAUCCCUGGAAACCUUUUGGCUCUGCUGGAGAAGAACAGAAACAGGAAGGAGUGGAAAAUAGAGAGGGAGGAAGAGAGCAGGGACCCAUCCUCCUCUGAGUUUAUGGACUGGAGGUGGCGAUGUCUCCAGGAGAGGACGGUCUGAUCGGGAUCCCCUUCCCAGAGCACAGCAGCGAGAUCCUGUUCCGCCUUAACGCCCAGCGCAGGGCGGGGCUACUCUGUGACCUCACCCUGACCUCGCGGGGUGCCCGCUACCCCACCCACCGCUCCGUCAUGGCUGCCGUCAGCCUCUACUUCCGCGGGCUGUUUGGGGCGGAGGAGGGGGCCGAGGCAGGGGGKGAGGCGGGGGGAGGAGGAGGGUUCAGUGUGUGCCAGCUGGACUGUGUCGCGCCCGAUGCCCUGGAUGCCCUGCUGGAGUUUGCCUACACGGCCACCCUGACCAUCCGCAGCUCUGGCAUGAGAGACGUGUUGAGAGGAGCUCAGUUACUGGGGAUCCAGUGUGUGGUUGAUGCCUGUAGAGACAUACUGGGGGAGACGGCGGGGGAGGUAGAGUGGGAGACGGGGGAGGAGAGGGUACAGGCGGAGAGGGAGAGAAGGGUGGAGAGGGGGAUGAAGAAAGGCUCCCGGAGGAAGAUAGACAGACGGAGAGUCACCAAGGUGGAGUCAUCGCACCACCAACCACUGCCUCAUCGCCCCAACAUCAACACACACCAGCACCCCUCCACUCCUCCUCCACACCCCUCACCUGUUCAAGAUGGGGCCCACUCUCAUCCCUCCACCCGACCCCCCASCCCUGAGCAGGAUGAACACCCCCCCACCACGGGACAGAACGGGGAGCGGAAGCAGGGCAGGGAUGCAGGGAGAGGGAGUACAGCAGUCAACGGAGGGGUGCACUGGCCUCAGGAGCGACUYCUCGCCCCCCACCCCCCUCUCCCCCUCUCAGACGACAGGCUGUCAGAAGACGAGGAGGAGAUGGAGGGAGUGGGGAACGGUGGGGUGCCCAGCUUUACUUCCGCCCCCCUGGCAGAGCAAGGGGUGGCCACGGGGGCAGGAGGAGGGGGUAGGAAGAGGAAGUCUCAGACCCCCCAGCAGUGUCCUGUCUGUCAGAAGAUCAUCCACGGAGCAGGGAAGCUGCCCAGACACAUGAGAACACACACCGGGGAGAAACCAUUUGAGUGCUCUACCUGCGGGGUCCGCUUUACCAGGAAUGACAAGUUGAAGAUCCACAUGCGUAAACACACAGGGGAGCGUCCGUACCCUUGCCCCCACUGCCCCGCCCGCUUCCUGCAUUCCUACGACCUGAAGAACCACYUGUCUCUCCAUAGYGGGGCRCGCCCCUUCGAGUGCCCGCUCUGCCACAAGGCCUUCGCCCGCGAGGACCACCUCCAGCGCCACCGCAAGGGCCUCAGCUGCCUGGAGGUCCGUACCCGGGCACGGCCGAGGCGCGGGCCUGGGGCUGACCACGGGGAAGAGGGCAGAAGGGCUAGAGGAGGAGGAAGAGGGUAUUCUCCAGACCAACUCGACCCGCUGGAGAAUCUGGCCCUGCAGCCCCACGCCUCAGCAUUCCACCCCCGUGUUGGAAUGGUUGGCCUAGGGGAUGGGGCUGAGGCUGGGGGUCAAAUGGUGUUCCAGGAGGAGGCUGACAGGGAGCAAGCUAUAGCCCUCCUAGGGCCUCACAGGUUACCCUACCCUGGUCUGCUGUGGAGAGGCCUGGAGCUGGGGGUGAGAGGGGUGGAGGGGGAGGCAGAGGAGGAUGAGGAAGACGAGUGAGAAGAGAG
Messenger RNA from Salvelinus sp. IW2-2015, 2184 nucleotides. It is a transcript of the gene zbtb7b, whose product is annotated as zinc finger and BTB domain containing 7B. Gene Ontology annotation, molecular function: RNA polymerase II cis-regulatory region sequence-specific DNA binding; DNA-binding transcription factor activity, RNA polymerase II-specific; protein binding. Lineage: Eukaryota; Metazoa; Chordata; Actinopteri; Salmoniformes; Salmonidae. Gene Ontology annotation, biological process: regulation of transcription by RNA polymerase II; positive regulation of gene expression. The record is from RefSeq and is a predicted model, not a curated record.